This is a messenger RNA of Colossoma macropomum (tambaqui), 2277 nucleotides long. It is a transcript of the gene smpd1, whose product is annotated as sphingomyelin phosphodiesterase 1. The transcript has 6 exons. Bases 391 to 2211 code for a protein of 606 amino acids. Lineage: Eukaryota; Metazoa; Chordata; Actinopteri; Characiformes; Serrasalmidae. Gene Ontology annotation, cellular component: lysosome. Gene Ontology annotation, biological process: ceramide biosynthetic process; sphingomyelin catabolic process. The record is from RefSeq and is a predicted model, not a curated record. Gene Ontology annotation, molecular function: acid sphingomyelin phosphodiesterase activity.
UAAACGAAACUGCUGAACGUUAUGGUGGUGUUGUUGUGGUGGAGGCGCCCCAGGAGGACGCCGCCGCCGCUGAAGAGUCUUUUUUCCUGUAACUUUUCUGAUCAUUCGGUGCUUCGUGUUUGACACAGACCUGCUGUGUUUAUCGCAGUACCGCUGUGGAAGGACGGGCUGUGAACUGGUGGUCAGACGGCUUCCUGUUUGAACUGCAAGCACUGCAGUUAGUGUCGCCUCAGCUCAGCUCAGCUCAGCUCAUCUCUCGACCAAGGAGACUUUUUACCCAGGACCUUUUUUAAAAACUGUUCACCGCGAACUGUUACAAAUAUCUGGGUGUUUAGCGAGAGGGACACCCACAGUUUUCAGUUUACCGCGGCCGUAGUUGGACUGUCCACCAUGCCGUCAGUGCGGCUGACCGUUCUCUCCGUGUUUACUGUCAUUAGCCUUGUUUUGUGGCUGGCUGCCCCGGGGACGUCGUAUCCUCUUCAGGACGAGACGGACAUCGCCGACCUGAGGGCUGUGAACCCCAUAAACCAUUUCCAGGUUCGGUUCAGCUGGCACAACAUAAGCUGUCCGUUAUGUAAAGCCCUCUUCACCAUCGUGGACGUUGCCCUUUUGAGUGACACGAACACAGAGUAUGUGGCUCGUGCAGUUGGUGAAGCCUGCAUUCAUUUACACUUGGCGGAGGAAAAAGUGUGUCGAGAGAUUACAGAGCUCUUCCGUGAUGACUUCAUCCGUGCCGUGCAGGAGUCUUUUCUCUGGCCCUCAGAGGCCUGUGGUGUACUGCUGGGACCCACUUGUGGUCAUUUUGACAUCUAUGCUCCCUGGAACAUCACCCUGCCCAAGGUCCCCAAACCUCCAGUGGUUCCUCCAACACCGCCCAAGCCCGGCUCACCUCAGAGCCGAGUGCUGUUCCUCACCGAUAUCCACUGGGAUGCAGAGUACGCAGAGGGCAGCGCUGCUGACUGUAAAGAACCUUUAUGCUGCAGGAACGAGUCUGGUCGGGCUAGUUGGAGGAGGCGUGGUGCAGGGCACUGGGGGACUUACAGUAAGUGUGACCUCCCUCUGCGUACAGUAGAAAACCUUCUUCAGAAAUUAACCAAGGCAGGACCGUGGGAUUGGGUCUACUGGACUGGAGACAUCCCUGCACACAAUGUUUGGUCCCAAACAAGGGCCCAGCAGCUGAAUGAGCUAACCACCAUCUCCAAGCUUGUCCGCAAGUACCUCGGACCCCAGGUUACUGUGUAUCCAGCCGUGGGCAACCAUGAGAGCACCCCAGUUAACAGCUUCCCUCCUCCAUUUGUACAUGGGAACCGGUCUUCUCAUUGGCUGUAUGACACCAUGGCAGAGGAGUGGGCUCCCUGGCUGCCAGCUGAAGCGCUGAAGACCUUGCGGCGAGGAGGCUUCUACACGGCCCAGGUGCAGCCGGGUCUGAGAGUGGUGUCCCUGAAUAUGAACUUCUGCGCGAGGGAGAACUUCUGGCUGAUGGUGAACUCUACAGACCCAGCAGGCCAGCUGCAGUGGCUUGUACACAUCCUGCAGGAGGCUGAGAAUAAAGGAGAGAAGGUGCACAUCAUUGGCCACAUCCCCCCUGGACUCUGUCUGAGUAGCUGGAGCUGGAACUACUAUCACAUAGUGAACAGGUAUGAAAGUACUAUAACCGGGCAGUUUUUUGGACACACACACCUUGAUGAAUUUCAGAUGUUUUAUGAUGAGGAGACGAUGACUCGCCCUGUGGGUGUGGCUUACAUUGCUCCAAGCGUUACCACCUACAUUAACCUGAAUCCAGGAUAUCGUGUGUACUAUGUUGAUGGUAACUACCCUGGCAGCAGUCGCCUUGUCUUGGAUCACGAGACCUUCAUCCUCAACCUCACUUUGGCUAAUGGUUAUGAGGAUGUUUCAGGACGGCUUUCCAAGCCUGUUUCAGACCCAGCCUGGACACUGCUGUAUCGGGCCUCUCAGGCCUAUGGCUUGUCCACGCUGUUCCCCUCCAACUGGGACGCUUUGAUUCGAGUCUUUCUUAAUGAUGAUAGAGUCUUUCAGCAAUUUUGGUACUUCAGACACAAAGGCCAUGUGUCUGAGCCCUGCAAAGAAACAUGUAAAAGCACGCUGAUCUGCUUCCUACACAGUGGCCGCUAUGACCUGCUGCAGCAGUGUGAUCUACUGUCCCGAGCCAAAGGACAAAGAGUACGUUCUGUCAGGAAGACCCUGUGUUGAUUAGACAAAUUCGAGCUUGCUGAAUUGAAGCAGUCCACAGCAAGUAUUAAAGAGGUUACUGAUGAA